Danaus chrysippus (African queen) is the source of this 3087-nucleotide messenger RNA. NCBI's taxonomy places the organism in Eukaryota, Metazoa, Arthropoda, Insecta, Lepidoptera, Nymphalidae. The record is from the annotation of a GenBank genome assembly.
AUGCAGCAGUCUUUUGACGUAUGCAAUUAUUACUUCAGGGAGUUGACUAAUAAGGUUAUAGCUGAAUCUGGAAUAUCGACUGAUGGAGAGCAUCUUGGAAAAAUAAUCAUACGAUGUCUCAAAGAAACACCGAAUUUUUUAGCACAGAUAGACGGAGGAACAGGUGAGACGGAAACGAAUAAGUCAGUUUUGGAGAGGACGGUAAUGUGUUCUGCUAGUUUCAUAAAUUUUGGCCUGAAAUACCAAGACGUUGUAAUGGUCAUAGCACCGAACCAUCUUCACAUCAGUAUUCCAUUAUACGCCGCGUUCUGUACUGGAGUAGUUUUCGCUGGAAUAGACUUUACCUUGGGAGAGAAUGAGUUAGCGGACACAUUUAAAUCGGGCCAGCCAAAAAUGAUAUUCUGUCAGAACUCGAAUCUGCAAAUAGUUCGUAAAGCACUUGCAAGAAUAAAAGGUAAUGCUGAGAUAAUUACGUUCGACGACGGGCAAUACUGUAUGAGUUUUACAAAAUUCAUUUCUAAAUACAGUGGCAAUACUACCGUUGAAAAUUUCAGGAUUUGCGAUUUUGACCCAGUUGAAACCAUAGGAUUGUUAGUCGCUACUAGCGGUUCCACAGGCUUACCUAAAGUAGCUGUACUAACUCACCAGAAUAUAAGUGUUGGUUUCAUUCAAAAUGGGAAAGGUUUCUCAAAAGUUCCUCAUCCAUUUGAUAUAGGUUUGGUGAUAUCUCCAAUUCAGUGGAUUUCAUCAACUUUCCAGAUAGUAAUGUCACCAAUUUUGAGAUACACAAGAUUACAAACAUCAACUCAACUGUCUACUGAACACGUUUAUUACUUAAUCAAUAAAUAUAAGCCAAAGUAUACCAUCUGUAGUCCAACAUAUUUGACAACUUUACUUAGAAGUGAUCAGCAUCAUGAAUGUGAUUUCACAUCGUUCCAAUAUAUGUUAAUUGGUGGAAGUGCUGUGUCCAAAGAACUUUACUCAGACCUAAAGAAAGUUAGCCCGAAUGUAAUAAUACAAGUGGGUUACGGUAUGAGUGAGGCGUCCGGUAUUGUAUUUUCACCAUACUACGUACCUCUGGGUUCAAUUGGAAGACCAAUGGAACAUGUUGAUUGGAAACUCGUGAACCCUGAAACAGAAGAAAUAAUUCUUGAACCAAAUAAGCCUGGAGAGAUACGAUUAAAAGGAAGAUCUAUAUUUAAAGGUUAUUACAACAAUCUUGAAAUGACCGCACAGGCUUUUGACGAAGAUGGCUGGUUAAAGUCGGGAGAUAUUGUAUAUAGAGAUGAAAACUACAAUUUCUUUUACGUGGAUCGACAAAAGAUACUGCUUAAGUACAGGAAUCAUCAGGUAUCACCUUUAGAAAUAGAAAAUGUUAUAUUAAAACACCCGGGAGUUAUGGCUGUGGCGGUAUCAGGAAUACCACAUCCAGAAUACGGUGACCUUCCAGUAGCUUUUGUGGUUAAGAAGAAUGGUCAUGAUCUGACCGAGCAAUGUGUCAAAAAUCUGGUCAAAGAAUCACUUACGGAUUCGAAACAGUUGAGGGGAGGCGUUAUUUUUAUGGACGACCUACCUGUGACAUCGACAUCAAAGAUAGACCGAACAAAAUUAAAGAAUUUUGCAGUAAACAUGGCAAAAUGGAUAAGAAGCAGGAAUGCAGUAAACAUGCACCUACAAGAACUAUCUUCAAGAAUAGUGGCUGAUUCUGGUAUACCAACUGACAGAUAUCAUUUAGGAAAACUAAUAUUACAAAGUCUUAAAGAUGCACCUGACUAUUUAUCACAGAUUGAUGGGGCCACUGGAGAGACUGAAAACUUCGAAUCAGUUCUGAAGCGAUCUGUUCGAUGUGCGACAGCAUUAAAGAAUUUUGGGCUAAAACAGGGAGAUGUGGUGGUUUUGAUGGCACCAAACCACAUACAUCUAUGUAUACCGAUGUACGCAGCAAUGUACAUUGGAGCAAUUGUUGCAGGAAUUGAUAUGAAUUUAAAAAUCAAUGAACUUAAGGAUAGUUUCAACAUAAACAAGCCGAGAAUAAUAUUUUGCCAAACCGAAAAAGCUGCAGAUGUUAAUUUGGCUUUAAGUUCUUUGAAUAUUGAUGCUAAAAUAGUGACAUUUGAUAAAGGGAGCGAUUACUUGAAUUUUCAUCAAUUUGUUGAUAAAUAUGGCGACGAUACUCCAGUUGAAGAAUUCAAAGCUACCAAUCUGGAUCCAAACGAGGCAAUAGCUUUACUGAUCUCAACAAGUGGAACUACAGGUUUACCAAAGUCGGCUGCUGCUACACAUGCAAACUUUGCAAUUUCAGCCGCUAAUAUGUGUCCAAAUAUGUGGGCUACGCUCUUCAAGAAGGGAGAUCGUGAUAAAUGCGACUUAAGUUGUUUCGAUCAUAUUAUGGCCGCCGGCAGUGCUAUACCAUCCACACUCUUCGAUACUAUAAACACGGUCGUUCCAGAAACGGUUUUCAUACCAGCGUAUGGUUUAAGCGAGAUAUCGGGAAUCGCAUUUAUUUAUGACAGCACAAAUCCAAGGUCGGUAGGGAGACCGGCGAUCACUCAUGAAAUUCGGUUGGUUUCACCGCAAACAAAAUUAGAUGUGAUGGAACCCAACGUUCCUGGAGAAUUAUUUAUAAAAGGACCAGCCGUUUUUAAAGGCUAUUACAAUGAUGCAAAGAGUACAGAAGAUAGCUUUUCAGAUGAUGGUUGGUUCAAAACUGGUGAUAUGUUUAAGAGGGACGAGAACUGGUACUUCUAUUUUGUGGAACGAAUCAAGAUGUUGCUGAUACAUAAAAAUUAUCAGGUUUCCCCUUUGGAAAUAGAGAAUGUAAUAAUAAAGCACCCAGCAGUAUUCGAAGUUGCGGUAACUGGUGUUCCACAUCCUGAACAUGGUGACCUGCCCGUGGCUUGCGUGGUUAAACAUAAGGGCAGUACUGUAACUGCCAAAGAAAUUAAAGACAUGGUCGAAGAAACAUUAUCGGAACAAAAGCACUUGUCUGGAGGCGUGAUAUUUUUGGAUGCACUACCAAUGACUUCGACGUCUAAAGUAAAUAGGUCCGAACUUGCGGCCUUAGCUCGAAUUUCCGAAAGACUGUAA